ACAGUGUCCCCAGGGACUGAAGAGGGAGUUUCUCUUUUCUUCCUUGCUCCCCAAGUUGUUGUCUCUAGGCAGCAAUCAAAUACUGCCUGAUUUCAGAGAUAGAUGACUUGCCUAGCCCACGAAGUUGCUACGUCUGUGAGGUUUCAUCUGGAGAAGCAGAACAGCGCUCCUCUCUUCCCACUCCCGACCCUCCCCCCUCCUGCCGGAUCACCAGGAGGGAGGCUACGGUGAGUUGACUAGUUGUCUUUCAACUGUCACAAGCAUAACAGGGGAGAGGGAAACAACAAGACUGACUGACAGUGACAUAGAUGAGGCACACCCCUCUCUAAUGCCAGCCGCUAGGCUAAGAUGAGGGCUGACUGUUUCAAAGAAUACAUUUUCUCUUAGGCCCCCAGUGGAGCGUGGAGCGGCUGCCCAGAUCACUAGGAGGGAGGUGGCUGAUGGAAAGGCUGGGGGAAGAGGCUUUCUUUAAGGUCCACUCUCAGCUCCCAUUGCCUUCCUUUCUUCUCCUUGAACACAGUCAUUGAACCAGAAGAGAAGAAUGAGUUUGAGGAGUGGGAAAGAAAGAAGAGUGGAAAAAAUAGUAAUAAAACCGGGGGAGACGAUGAAUUGAGACUUAAGAAAGAGGAGGGAGUAAAUGAAGACAGAAGGGAGAAGAAAGCAGAAGAGGGAAGUAGGAAAGGAAAGAAGGAGGGGGAAAUAGGAGAAUAUCGGGAAGGGAAAGAGAGAGGAGGGGAGGGGAAAAUAGAGGAGAGGAGGGGAGAGACGAGGAGGGGAGGGAAGAAAAAAAGAGGGGAGGAGCCCCCUGGCCGCCAGCAGUCAGCCAGCCCCGCACGCCCAAGCCUCAGACUCCAAGCUACGGGAGUUUGAGCUCAAGCAGCUCUUGGGGGCUGAGCUGGGAGGGGGCGGUGCUGGUCCCCGAGAAAGAGGAAGAAGGGGAGACAAACCACGCCGGGCAACCGAGUUGGUCAAGGGUCCGGAGUGUCAGUCCUGUUGGACUCGGCCUCGAGGAGGAAAGCUUGGUCUCUGCCCUUUUCUCCAGGGCACCCCCAUCGCACCCCCACCCUAAGCCUCAUUCGGUGUUCUUCCCCCGCACGACCUCCUAGCGCCAGGAGAGGGAGGCAGCGUCGCGGGGAGGGGGUUCGGGGCAGACUAUGAGGCGCCCACCAUGGUGCGAUGCGACCGCGGGCUUCAGAUGCUGCUGACCACGGCUGGAGCCUUCGCCGCUUUCUCCCUCAUGGCCAUCGCCAUCGGCACCGACUACUGGCUCUACUCCAGCGCGCACAUCUGCAACGGGACCAACCUGACUAUGGACGAAGGCGGCCCGCCCCGCCAAGGAGCCCGAGGCGACCUCACGCACUCCGGCCUGUGGCGGGUCUGCUGCAUCGAAGGGAUCUAUAAAGGUCAUUGUUUCCGGAUCAACCACUUCCCAGAAGACAAUGAUUAUGACCAUGACAGCUCAGAAUACCUUCUUCGUAUUGUUAGGGCUUCUAGUGUGUUCCCUAUCCUCAGCACAGUCUUCCUUUUGCUGGGAGGCCUCUGCAUUGGUGCCGGGAGGAUUUAUAGCAGCAAAAACAACAUUAUCCUUAGUGCGGGGAUUCUAUUCGUUGCUGCAGGUCUGAGUAACAUCAUUGGAAUCAUCGUUUAUAUCUCCAGCAAUGCAGGUGACCCAAGUGACAAGAGAGAUGAAGACAAAAAAAACCAUUACAACUAUGGUUGGUCUUUUUACUUUGGCGCUCUGUCUUUUAUUGUGGCUGAGACCAUAGGCGUCUUGGCUGUAAACAUUUACAUUGAGAAAAAUAAAGAGUUAAGAUUUAAGACCAAACGGGAGUUCCUUAAGACUUCUUCCUCUUCCCCUUAUGCCAGAAUGCCAAGUUACAGGUAUAGAAGGAGGAGAUCCAGGUCUAGUUCCCAGUCAACAGAGGCUUCUCCUUCCAGGGAUGUCUCUCCCGUCAGCAUGAAGAUCUCAAGUUCCAUCCCCAUGGGAGAGAUCUCCAUGUAUACCCUGUCCAGGGAACCCCUGAAAGUGACCACGGCAGCAAGCUACAAUCCAGAGCAAGAGGCUGGCUUCCUCCAGGUUCACAACUUCCUGCAGAAGGAGCUGAAAGAAGGAUUUCAUGUCAGCAUGAUUAAUCGGCGGACCACCCCUGUGUGAAGAGAGAUCAGGAUCUCCUUCCCCUUAAAAAUAAUUUUCAUCUCCUUACUACAGUGGAUUUUUUGAUAAAACAGGAAGAUCCUUUACAGAACAAACAGACCAAAAGAGAAAAAAGAAAAAAAAACUCACUUGAAACGAAAAUUUUCCCUGAUCUCCAAAAACACAUUAAGUGCUGGUUUUUACAAAUAAGGACCCGGGGAAAUUGGAAUAUGAGCAGCAAUCAGAAACUGAGGACUGACUUUAAGCAAGGAGGUUGUUCAAAUGCCUUAAAAGGUUUAGUCAGCCUCAGAAGAAGGCAAAAUUGCUUACCUGAGCUUUCAGGAGUAACUCAGUCUUAUUGAUGCUAGAACACAAAAUUGAGCCAUUAUCUCCUUUUGAAAACAUAACUUUACAGAAGAAUGGGAUUUCUAUGGACCUGCACUUCCUAGGACCCAGAACUGCUGGAAAGCCUCCACUUUACACAAUGGAGGGCUAUUGUGGAGAUGACUACUGCUCCUUAGAAUAGUAUUUCACUUGCCUUCUGUGAUAGAGAAGAGAAAACCAAAGCUGCUCUCUCUCUUUCUGUCUCCAUCUUUCUUUCUUUCUCUCUGUCUCUAUCUCUCAGUCUUUCUCUCUCAGUCUUUCUCUCUCUCUCUCUCUCUCUCUCUCUCUCUCUCUCUCUCUCUCUCUCUCUCUCUCUCUCUGUCUUUUUCUCUUGCAAGUGGACUUGGGUUGAAAAAUUAUGAGCAGAGGACAAAAAAUCAGCAACAAGCUGGUACUUCCACAAUGCCUGUGGCUAGGACCCCAGCUCCAUUAAGGGAAUUUAAGGGAGAAGAUGAGCUGGCCUGGAAUUCUACACAUAGCAGGCACUGAGUGACUGAGGUUAGGGACCUAGAAGAAUUGAGGAGAGCAAUGGACUGGUCCACCAGAAAGGAAAAAAGCAACUAGAUGUUCAAAUGGAAAUAUGCCAAGCAGCCAUUGUGAAGGUGACUUCAGGCCUCUGUUUGUAGUCAUGACUGUAGAUGGAAAGAGCUAUCCAAACAAAAGGUGAAAGAAAGAACAUGGGGCCGGAUCAUGGAUCCCACCCCUUUGCCUCUCUGUAGGCCAAGACAGAGUGACUGCAAUGUUCCACUUUGGUUCUAGCCAGCUUUUGGCAUAGAGAAUGUUUGUACAGAUUUGUGAACUUAGAGUUAAUAUAUAAAUGAUGCUAUGAGAAAUACAGAGAACGCAAACCCACUUAGUAGAUUUAUUAUUAAACAUGUUUUAUUACAAAUACAUGCCAGGGGAACAAGUUAUAUCCAUUCCUUUUUUGUAUCCCCAGCACCCAGCACAGUGCUUGGUACAUAAUAAGCACUUAAUAAAUACUUCUUGAUUGGUUUGGUUCUUUCCCUCUAAAAACUCACAUCAUUAUAAUCUAUUUUGUUAAAAUUUGAGAGUAAUGAAUGGAGGAUAUUUGGGUAAAUGUGCAGAAAUACUCAUUGUUUCUGGCUCUGAAAAGGAAAAGACCUAAUACUUAAUUUCCUUUUUCAAGAUACAACCAUGAUGGGGGAACAUAUUCAUACAACCUUUACUUUUCCUAAUUCCUCUUUCUUUCCCUUGUAGGAAGAGGGAAAAGUAGAGUCUGUCCAAGUUCAAAAGAAAGACAUGGAUCUUUCCCUCUUUUUAUAUAAACAUGCCUUUGUGCUUUCUAAAGAUAAAUUGUUUCCUACUUUUUUGAGACAACACAACCUGAUCUGGCAUUUCUGAACACAGUAAAUGUGCUUCAAAACAUCCAUCAAAUUCUUACCUCAACUACUGGCUCACAACUCCCACUGACUAAUGGCUCAGCUUCAUGGGAGUAAGGAGGCACAGAAUUUGGUCCAUUCUGUCUGAUUAUGGCAUCACACUCACACUACCCUCCUUUGCACCUGUUAGAGAAAUUCCUUUUCUAGGUGCAAUUCCUCCAGCUGAUUGUUCCCUGUGUUAGUGAGAUAAAUGGUAGAAAUUAGUUUUCCCUCUGUGUUUUGCUGUAAUCUUUUCCUUCCAAGUUGAAGUUGGCAUUUGUAUCAUAGUGUCUCUGAGCAUUUGCUGCAACAAAAAAGAAGGGUGAAAUGGUUUGUCUUGACAAAACCUUUUCUCAGCUGUUGGGCCAACUUCACCAGCACCAUCUUCUCCAGAUCAGAUCAGGAUCCUCUUUGCCUGGAAUCCAGCUCCGAUCUGUAGACCCUCACACACUAUCGCUGUCCCCAUGCUUCUGCUCGGAGGUCGAGAGAGCCAGCUGCCUUGCAACUGUUCUAAAUUAGUCAUCUCCAAAUUCUCUGCCCUGAAGCAGCUAAAAUCUUAUGGAAGAGACUCUACCCUUCACACAGACCCAGGCCAAGAAAACAUGCCUGACUGAUGGGGAAUAAAGGGGUAGAUAGAGUGAGGGGCUGAGAAAGAGGACAAUGACCGCUAGCAAAAGAAGCUCUGACCCUUUGGCCUUCGGAUGACUUUACCUCUAUCCCUUCCUUUCCUACCCAUCUCUAAGGCAUGACCUGUCUUGCCACUAAACCCUUCCUUGCUGGAUUUCAGUCUCGGCUCAGUAAGUGGCCCCCAGCAAGGGAGGAGAGCUGGUUCACUCUUCCUUGUUAGUCUGGGCUACUGUUCUUACAGAGUAGGCAGUGGUGCUCUAACCCUCUCCGAGGGGGAGACUUGUUUUUUCCUCAUCCUCCCUUCUGACCCCUUAUCAACUCAUGUGUGUUCUACCCAUUUAGCACCAUGUGAAUCUUGUAUCUACUAUUGUUUCCCAGUUGUUGGUUUUGUCUUUUUAAAAAUAAUAAUAAUAAAAACCAUUUUUCAAAUGUUUUA
Molecule: messenger RNA, 4960 nt
Organism: Monodelphis domestica (gray short-tailed opossum)
Lineage: Eukaryota; Metazoa; Chordata; Mammalia; Didelphimorphia; Didelphidae
Gene: CACNG4
Product: calcium voltage-gated channel auxiliary subunit gamma 4
Biological process (GO): neurotransmitter receptor transport, postsynaptic endosome to lysosome; positive regulation of synaptic transmission, glutamatergic; regulation of AMPA receptor activity
Cellular component (GO): postsynaptic density membrane; AMPA glutamate receptor complex; voltage-gated calcium channel complex
Molecular function (GO): channel regulator activity; voltage-gated calcium channel activity
Source: RefSeq, a predicted model, not a curated record